Molecule: messenger RNA, 1247 nt
Organism: Gadus morhua (Atlantic cod)
Lineage: Eukaryota; Metazoa; Chordata; Actinopteri; Gadiformes; Gadidae
Gene: agtrap
Product: angiotensin II receptor-associated protein
Exons: 5
Coding region: 183-635 (150 amino acids)
Biological process (GO): regulation of blood pressure; angiotensin-activated signaling pathway
Cellular component (GO): plasma membrane
Source: RefSeq, a predicted model, not a curated record
GUGAUCGUCACGUGGAAGCAGUCAGGCUUGUGUCACAUGGUUUGGUUUGCCAGGCUCAUCCGAAAGCCUUGAAGUUUCAAAGAAUUGGGAGUCGGGUUUGCAUUGCAGAUUUGUUCAUAAACCCUUAAAAAGGAAAACCUUUUAGUGGUGAUCGAGGUCGAUUUGGUAUCUUUAUUCAUAUAAUGGAAAUUCCCGCGAUCAAUCUUAAGGCCAUAAUACUGGUCCACUGGCUGCUGACGUUAUGGGGCUGUAUGAACGGGCUGCCCGACUCCUUCGCCUGGGGGAACUUCAGUGUGCUGGCCGUGGGCCUCUGGGCGGUGGGCCAACGGGACUCUGUGGACGCGGUGCUGAUGCUGCUCAUCGGCCUCAGCCUGACCAUCCUGACGGACAUCGUCCACUUCGGGGUGUACUACCCGCUGAUGGAGUCCCUGACCAACAGCAGCGACGCCUUCCGCUUCAGCGCCAGCAUGGCCAUCCUCAGCCUGCUCCUGAAGCCCGUCUCCUGCUUCUUCGUGUACCAGAUGUACCGCGAGCGCGGCGGAGACUACAACCUCCACUUCGACCUGGAGACGUCGGGGGAGAGCCGUUGUACCACAGACAGCGCUGACACCACCUAUUUUGGCCGGCAGUACUGACCUCUCCCCCUUCCUCCCCCCACCCCAGCCCCCCACCAUCUCCAAACAGGAAGUGAGAUCAUGUAGUGGACGGCUCUGAUCUGUUUCUCUUUCUUUCCUCGGUAUCUGUCUGUGUCUCUUUCACUUCCCCGUCUACCGUUUUUAUUUUGUACAUUUGUGUCAUUUUUGUGUUUCCCAGCCGUCACUGCUGUAUGUUCGCUGUCUCAGAUGUGUGCUUGUAUUGAUUAACAUGUGUCUCUAUGUUUUCAUUUCUAUAAAUUAUUAAUCCUACUUCCCUCAAGACUCAGUCUUCGUACUUUGUGUUGAUUUAAAACGUGACGGGACACAUGCUGAGCGAGAUCAAAUGAUAGAGACGGAGAAAUAGUGUGACAUGGAUUCAGACAAUCUGUCUGUAUAUGUCACUCUUUAAAGACAUAAGUUACGUUUUAAAUAUGCCUUCAUGUUGUUUUUGCCAGAAUAUUACAGCUUUUAAAUAAUCGUCUUAGCAGAUCUUUGUAUAUUUUGGUGUUGGAACAAAUUGUGAAAGCAAUCAUUUAAAGAGCUGUGUUGUUUGACAAAUCCAGAAGCUGACCUUGCCUGUGAAUUGAAUAAAAGUGUCAUUCCUCAAUAACA